Molecule: messenger RNA, 1626 nt
Organism: Zootermopsis nevadensis
Lineage: Eukaryota; Metazoa; Arthropoda; Insecta; Blattodea; Termopsidae
Cellular component (GO): nucleus
Molecular function (GO): metal ion binding
Source: RefSeq, a predicted model, not a curated record
CCAAGUUCAUACCAAUAUGGCAUCUCUUGUUGCUGAUUAUAGCUCUUCUGGCGAAAGUGACAAUGAUGUUGAUUCUGAUAGUGUGCCUGAAGUGUCAGACGAUAAUGGGCAACUAAAUGGGCGUACAUCUGAAAAGUUACCUCGUCCCGAGUUUGGGACACUGGGUGCCGUGUCACUCAAGAGCUCUGUGUUCUCAAAUCCAUUUGUAGAGGCAGAGAAUGCUAAGAAAGCCAUCCUUGAGAAGCAUGUUAAAAUGACUCCAACCAGAGAUGAAAUUAAAAUGAUAAAUGGAAAAAAAAUAUGUUGGAACUUUCGGAAAGGUCGCUGUAGGUUCGGACAUAAUUGUAAGUUUGCGCAUGAUUCAGACUUACAUCAGUCAGGGGCAGAAUUACAGGACAGUGGUAACCAGAAUGAACAAGUGCCUUUACAUAAUCAGAUAGUACCAACUGUGGAUGAAGAAACUGAGGGAGACAAUGAGAAUAAUUCAAAACAAAUUACAAGAAAAAAGAGACCUGGUCUUACUCCAGGACUUAUUCCAGGAAAGAAAGUAAUGAAACUAUACAAGAAACAGUCAUCUCAAGAUACAGGGUGGAUAAAAGGAAACAGGUAGUAAUAUGAUUCUAGGACACAAGCCUAAUAAGAUGCCUCGUUUGUUCCUAGCAGAGCUAAAUAUUUAAUAUCAUAUGAUUCUGGCAGAUGGACAGACACCCACAUUCAGGUGUAGUUGGUAUAUCCUAGGAUAAAUAAUCAGUUUAGCAGCAGCAUAAUGCAAUAACAAAUUAUCUGUACUAUAUCAUUAGCCUUUAAAAUUUAAGUGUCCUUUGAUAGUGAUAAUAAUGAAAAUAAAGUAACUGAAAAAUAUGUACAUAGUAUAUUCGCUGGAUAUAAUGUAUCUAUAUCUUGUUAUUCUUGUGGUGGUGGUGGCAAGAGCAUAAAUUCAGAAAUACAAAAGAUACACAUCAGUGAUUCAUCUACAAAAUUGUAUUUCAGUUUCUCUUUUGAGAGGAGUGCAUAAUAAUGGCCACUCUAAUUCUGUUGGAACUUUAUGAGUUUAUAGAUCUCCGCAAAUCAGAAUAAGUGUCUGCUGUUAAGAUUACCAGUACAGCUAAGAUGAACAAUUAGUAAACAGUUGAGGAUGCAUGUGCUAGCUGUGCCUUUUAUUUUUUCUGCAAGUUAUUUUGCCAUUAUUUUUGUAACAAUUAGUCUUAGUAAAAACUAGAACAGUAGAAUUUUGCAAUUAGAACCUCAUUUUUUAAUAACACUAAAAUGCAAUUUUACUUUUAUGAGACAAAUUGUAAAAUUAAGGCAUUUCCAUAUUAAUUCCAUUUUACAACACUGUAAAUAGAGUACUCUAAGAUACUUAGAUGUAAAAUAGUUAUGUUCUAUCAUCGUUAAGUUUAAACAGAAUAAGAGGUGCCAUGUACAUGCCGAAUUUUAUUUGUAAAAAUAGUCCGGCCUCCAUUUGAAACAAAACGUUUAUCUUGAAGCCAGCUGCAGGAAGUUUUUGCUGUUACUACAAGAUACACGUCUCUCUUUUCGAAUCAGCUCGUUUGGUUGGAUGAAGAAAAUAUAUGAAGCAUCUUGUAUUAUGCAAGUUUACAAUCAAUAAAGUGUAUUUACCAAUAA